Phascolarctos cinereus (koala) is the source of this 1615-nucleotide messenger RNA. Its product is annotated as putative E3 ubiquitin-protein ligase TRIML1. The record is from RefSeq and is a predicted model, not a curated record. Gene Ontology annotation, molecular function: protein binding; zinc ion binding. NCBI's taxonomy places the organism in Eukaryota, Metazoa, Chordata, Mammalia, Diprotodontia, Phascolarctidae.
AUGGCUGCAGCUCAUUUAGCUGAAAACCUCAAGGAAGAGCUCACCUGCCCUGUGUGCAUGGACUACUUCAGUCAUCCAGUGACCUUAGGCUGUGGCCACACCUUUUGUCACCUAUGCCUCCUCAAGAACAGUGGAGAAGCUGACCAACCCUCUCCUUGUCCUGAGUGCAAAAGAACCUUCCCUUUGAGAGACUUGGAGCGCAAUCGCUGUCUAGAAAAGUUGGCCAGCAUAGCCAGGAAUGUCAAACCCUUAUUGCUGAAGAUUAAAGAGGAAAACACUGAAUGUAACAGACACAGGGCAGAGCAAAAUCUGUUCUGUGAGGAAGACCAAGCACUCCUUUGCGCAUUUUGCUUUCAAACCCCAGAGCACAGCAGGCACACAGUACGCCCUAUAGAAAAGGCUGCAGAGGAUUCUAGGGACAAGCUCCAAAAGAUUUCGGAUCUUUGCUGGAAAGAAAUGGAGACAAUUGAGAAGAUGCUGAUUGAAGAGAGGGAGAAAGAGAAAAGUUGCAAGGAAAAGGGCCAAGCUCAAAGGGAGAGUCUGGCAGAGGAAUACAGAAGGUUCCAUGAAUUGCUGAUGAAAGAAGAGCAACGUCGUCUUGAAAUGCUGGCCAGGCAGGAAAAUUACUACCUGAAGAGUAUAAGAGAAAGUGAGGUCAGACUCUCCCAGCACCUUCAAAGCUUGAAGGAGGUAAUCUUGGAGAUAGAACAAAAUUACCAGAAACCCAAUGUCCAGCUUCUGCAGAUGGUAGGAGAUGCACUUUUCAGGUGUGAGUCACUCUUGAGUCAUCGUCCAGAAACUGUCACCACCCCAGGGAUCUUCUUUUAUUACACUUUGAUAUGGGAAAUGCUUAAAUACUUCAAAGCGGAUGUGACCCUGGAUCCUGAAAGUGCCUGUCCACAUCUCAUUGUGUCUGCUGAUCUGAAGACUGUUGUACAUGGAGGCUACCAGCAGACUGUAACUUUCACACCUGGCCGAUUUAAAGACAAUAUCAUUUUGGGGGCUCAGAUCUUCGUAUCUGGAAUCCACUAUUGGGAGGUUGAUGUGGGAGACACUAGGCAAUGGACAGUUGGCGUAUGUAAGGAGUCAUUGAGUAGAGAUGGCAAUGUCCCCUCUGCUGAGGAUGUCUUCCUUCUUUCAUACAUUAAGAAUGGAGAUCUGUACACUGCCAUGACUACUCCUCCCUACUUCAAACAUCAAGUCAGUGUCCCUGUCCACAGGGUUGGGAUUUUGCUGGACUGUGAGGAAGGGACCAUCUCAUUUUAUGAUGCCUUGAGGAAAUGCUUCAUAUAUAAUUUCCCUCACUUCCCCUUCCCUGGGCCUCUUAGAGCACUCUUUUCUCCUUGUCCUGGAAUUGGGGAAGAGAGUGGAAUUCCAAUGACCAUCAGGGAUUUAUAAUAUUUAUGCCUGAAAUAGCUUCUUCUUAGACAUUUCUUUUUUUUUUUUGAGGCAGAGUUAAGUGACUUGUCCAGGGUCACACAGGUAGUAAGUAUCUGAGGACAAAUUUGAACUCUGGUCCUCCUGACUUUUUACUUGUUACUUGUAUAAGUUGUUGACUUUCAAUAAAAGUGUGUGACUAUCACUAUGUAAUCUCAUUAAAAGUUGGGGCAAAUGA